Messenger RNA from Fopius arisanus, 2237 nucleotides. Its product is annotated as facilitated trehalose transporter Tret1-like. The transcript is spliced from 5 exons. Gene Ontology annotation, molecular function: sugar transmembrane transporter activity. Gene Ontology annotation, biological process: carbohydrate transport; transmembrane transport. Gene Ontology annotation, cellular component: membrane. The record is from RefSeq and is a predicted model, not a curated record. NCBI's taxonomy places the organism in Eukaryota, Metazoa, Arthropoda, Insecta, Hymenoptera, Braconidae. Bases 239 to 1708 code for a protein of 489 amino acids.
CGAAUAUGAUAGCAAUCGGUAUCAGAUCGCCUAUUGAAACUAAUUACCUCCGCACUUUUCACCAGGAACAAGCGACUUGUUUGUCAAUUCUGGGGGUCGGAUUCUUAUCAGGAGUCAUAACUCUGAUUGAUUUAAUUGGGGAUCAUUGAUACUUCAAGAAAUUUUUAUAGCGAUAUGUAAAAGGAAGAUGACAUUCCAUCGACUGUGAUUCGGUGAGUAAUUAUCAGUAAGUGAAGAAAUGUCGGCGAUACCUGAGAUACCUGGGGAUUCUGGCAAAUGGCGUCAAUUCAUCGCGACAAUUUUGAUGAACCUGGCGGUGCUGGGGUGUGGUGUGAGUAUGGGAUGGAAUUCCCCGAUGAUUCCUCAUCUUCAGAGUGAUGAUACCCCAGUGGGCAGCAGUCCGAUGACUGAUGACCAAGUGUCAUGGCUGACUUCGGCGAUGCCCUUGGGUGCUUUGAUAGUCCUUCCCUUCUGCAGUGGAAUGGCUGAGCACUUCGGGAGGAAGAUCACCACGUGUUUUGUCGCUGCACCCCUCGUUGUCUGCUGGGUCCUCACGAUUUUCGCCACAAAUUUCACGUACCUCUUGUUCGCGCGAUUUCUCGCGGGUUCUGCGUGUGCCCUCGGCUUCUUCGUUGUUCCCAUUUACGUCACCGAAAUCUCGGAGGCAAGUGUCAGAGGACUUUUUGGCAGUCUUCUGCUCUUCUCCUUCAGAAUUGGCAUCGUCGUGGGGUAUGUCCUGGGGGCUGUUCUAUCGUACCGCAUGUUCGCUUUUUGUGGUCUGGUGAUUCCCGCUAUUUUCCUGGGGAGCUUCGUCUUCAUGCCGGAAACCCCGAUUUAUCUCGUCAGGAAGGGAAAAAUUGCGGAGGCCAAAAGGUCGCUGAUGUGGUACCGGAAGGAGAACAAACCGAUCGUCGAGGACGAACUCAGAGGACUCCAAUCACUGAACAAGGAAUCCCUGGACGACAGCGACUCCGUGGGCUUUAGGGACCUGUUCAGAGACCCUGGGACCACCAGGGCAUUCAUCAUCUGCGUGGGACUCGUGACAGGACAGGAAUUAUCCGGAAUAUCGCCGAUGCUGUCGUACACCGCGAGUGUCUUCACCGGAGCAAAUAUUUCGAUGUCGGCAAAUCAUGCAGCAAUAGUAGUGGGUGGUGUCCAGCUUCUGGGCUGCUGGUUAUCGUCAGUGCUGAUGGAUCGAUUAGGAAGACGAAAACUCCUCUUCAUAUCCUGCGUGUCAAUGGCCGUGUGUCACGGAGCUUUUGGUAUCUUCUCACUGGUCAAAUCGUACGACUACGACGUCUCCUCGGUAUCGUGGAUCCCAGUGAUGGCACUAUCAACUUACGGCAUCAUGUAUUCCCUAGGGAUGGGUCCAGUCCCCUUCGUCGUCAUGUCCGAGGUCUUCGCCGCGGACAUAAUGAGUUUCGCCAGUUCAGUUGUCUUCGCCAUGGGCUGGGCCUGCUCCUUCCUCGGGACGAAAUUCUUCCCCCAGAUCAUCAGCACUCUGGGCUUUCACGGGUGCUUCCUUUUGCUCGCCUUCAUGUGCCUCUACAUCCUCGUCUUCACGUACUUCCUUGUACCUGAAACAAAGGGCCGGAGUGUCGAGUCCAUCCUCAAAGAACUCAACGACGGCAAGAAGAGAAAAAAGAAAGACCCUUUCCCCGAGGCUGCUGUCGAAAUGAUAACAAAAAGUAUAAAUAGAACUGACUGAAUGACUCCCGAUAUUCCUGAUAUUAGUGUAAUUUGAGUAUUGAAUAAAUUAUUUUAGAUGAUAAACCAAACAAAAAACUCGACACUUUCUCCUAUCAAUUCAUAAUUAACGAAUUAGAAUCGCUUAUUGAGUGACAAUAACAAUUAAUUUCAUGUUGUUGAUCUAAUCGUUUUUUCACUCGUCCAAUUAAUUUUAUUUUUAUAGCAUUGUCGAGGGGCCUGGGAUGAGCAAUGAGAUAGCAAUUAAUUAAAAGAUUGCAAAUUAAUCAAUUGUUCAAGUAUUUUUGGACGUCUCGAGUUUUAAUAUAAAUUUUGAUAAGAUUUAAUCUAUGACACUUGGAGCUGGGAAAAAACCGGUAUCACUAAAAAAUCACAGUUAACACCGUUGUAAAAUAUUCAGUAUUGAAUAAACACAGAGUAAUCUCUCAUAUCAGAAGAAAGUUUUGUACGAGAGAAGGAGAGAUUACUCUCAGAUGGUGAGCGGCAAAAUCUCCAGUAGUCACUCAUCGUCGUGACCUGGUGGGAUGGAU